AUGAAGGUCACGUUCCGAGAUCUGAAGCAACAGAAGUUCGUCCUCGAGGUCGAACCCACCUACCUGAUCUCGGCUGUCAAGGAAAAAAUCUCCGCAGAGAAGGGGUGGGACCCUAAGCACCAGAAGCUCAUUUAUUCCGGCAAAAUUCUGAAGGAUGAUGAGACCGUCGCUUCUUACAACAUCGAGGAGAAGGGCUUUGUCGUCUGCAUGGUGAACAAGGCAUGUUUGUUUUCGAGUCAAUUGCGCCGCUGCUUUAACCAAACUGGAAGGCUAACAUAUCUUCAGCCCAAGGAGAAACCAGCCCCUACCGCUGAGUCUUCAGCUGCUGCUGCUCCUCCAGCCACACCCGCACAGCCUGUUGCCAGUACUCCUGCUGUUCCAGCUGCACCCGCUCAGUCCUCCACUACUCAGUCCGCCGCCCCGGCCACGCCAACUCCGCAACGUUCUGGAGAAGCUGGGGGGGAGACAGGCUCAGGCUUGGCUAUGGGUGCUGAGCGUGCUGAAGCCAUUACCAACAUGGAGGCCAUGGGAUUUGAGAGGAGUCAGAUCGAGGCCGCCAUGCGCGCUGCCUUCAACAACCCUGACCGUGCGGUUGAAUAUCUCUUGAAUGGCAUUCCUGAGAACAUUCAACAAGAACAACAUGCUCGCCAGGCUGCCGCAGCUGGACCGACGCAGGCCGCCCCUGCCGCUCAAGAGGGCGGAGAGGAUGAUGGUGGUGUCAAUCUCUUCGAUCUUGCCGCUCAGGCUGGUGGUGGUCGCGGAGGAAGUGGUAGUGGCAACGCGGCUGCUGCUGCUGCGACUGCAACCCAGGGUGGUGCAGAUCUGAGCAACUUGGAUUUUCUCAGACAUAACCCUCAGUUUCAGCAGCUCCGCCAAGUUGUUCAACAGCAGCCUCAGAUGCUCGAGCCUAUUCUGCAACAGCUUGGCGCCGGUAACCCUCAACUUGCACAGCUGAUUGCCGCCAACCCCGACCAGUUCCUCUCGCUUUUGGGCGAAAGCGCCGACGACGACGUUCCCCUCCCCCCCGGCGCCCAGGCUAUUUCUGUCACAGAAGAAGAGCGGGAUGCUAUUGAGCGGCUGUGUCGUCUUGGUUUUGAUCGUGACCAGGCCAUCCAGGCCUAUUUUGCAUGUGACAAAAACGAAGAACUCGCCGCAAACUUCUUAUUCGACCAACCUGAUGACGAUGAACCGCCUACCAACUAA
Metarhizium acridum CQMa 102 is the source of this 1203-nucleotide messenger RNA. Lineage: Eukaryota; Fungi; Ascomycota; Sordariomycetes; Hypocreales; Clavicipitaceae. The record is from RefSeq and is a predicted model, not a curated record.